Messenger RNA from Nanorana parkeri, 822 nucleotides. RefSeq names its product centromere protein H-like. Gene Ontology annotation, cellular component: nucleus; kinetochore. The transcript has 10 exons. The record is from RefSeq and is a predicted model, not a curated record. Gene Ontology annotation, molecular function: kinetochore binding. Gene Ontology annotation, biological process: chromosome segregation; mitotic spindle organization; kinetochore assembly. NCBI's taxonomy places the organism in Eukaryota, Metazoa, Chordata, Amphibia, Anura, Dicroglossidae. The coding region runs from base 1 to 783 and encodes 260 amino acids.
AUGUCUUCUAAAACACCUAGGAUGAAAACUACAAAACGAAAGGAAAACAGGGAUCGUAUGCCUGAAAUACUUGUACAGCUUCACAAUGCAAGUGUCGAAUGUUUGAAGAGCUGCCUCCCUAAUACUCAAGGAAGCUUUGAAGGUUCCCCAGAAGUCACCAAGGGACCAAAAGCCUUCAUGCAACUCAUUUGGUUUAAAAAACAAAUGCAACAACAGUUAAAAGAUAUGAAGACUGAUCUCAUAACACGAGGCCUUUCCAAAGAAGAUAUAGACUGCUCAUUCAAUGUAAGCCUAAGUGUGGCUCGUGACCCACUGGAUAUUGAAAUGUGCUCUGUGAUCAAUAAGGAACUUGCUCUCGAAAGGAUGCAGACUUUUAAUGCCUUGCUGAUUGCUUUACAAAUAGAUUCCACACAGCGUUUGUCCAUAUCUGCAGUGAUGAGACAUUCUGCAGAUACUUGUAAGCAGAUACUGGCAGUACAGCUGAGUAACAGACAAUUAGGACAGCAGCUGACUGGUUUGCGUAAAAGAAGAUUGGAAAUUCGGAUCAGACAGCAGGAUCUCUUUCGAAAGCUAAGAUACUCAAGAAAAACUGACCACAAAAUCCAUGAUAUAGAAAUGAAGGCUUUUGCUACAGAAAGAGAGAAUUUAGAGAGUCUUUUGAAUGAAGUUAUUAUACUCCAAGAUGUUUUUCAGAGGAUCGUUAUGAGUGUCCAACUGCACUGGGCAGAAAACCCACAUUUAAGAUCUCUUCUGCUGAGGAUGAAGGAUCCCUGCCUGUAUUGACAUCAUUAGGGACAGGCUAUAUUGGGUUAAUUUACUAAA